This is a messenger RNA of Mollisia scopiformis, 3163 nucleotides long. RefSeq names its product BRO1-domain-containing protein. The record is from RefSeq and is a predicted model, not a curated record. Gene Ontology annotation, cellular component: endosome. Gene Ontology annotation, molecular function: protein binding. The coding region runs from base 260 to 2710 and encodes 816 amino acids. Lineage: Eukaryota; Fungi; Ascomycota; Leotiomycetes; Helotiales; Mollisiaceae. The transcript has 4 exons.
ACAGGAACACGAGGGAUCAUCAAGAACAGCCGGUUUCAAGAGGAGCCGUUCUUGUUCCACUCAGCAGCCCUGAUCUUCGGUUUGCUACGAAUUUGGUUCCACUCGACAAAGGAAAACUUUCCAAAGGGAAAUCUUCGGUUCGCGCCUGAAUCUAUGCCACACUUUCAAGGCGUCAAUGAGAUCAUCGUGAGUUCGUGGUGAAACGCGUGCACAAUCACGAUAGAGGCGCGUUGAUAGUCACGCCCUGUGUUUUGUUGUUAUGGCUAACAAUAUUCUCUUCUUGCCCUUCCGCAAGACCAACUCCCAGUCUCUGUCAACGGCGAUUAAGCAGUACAUCUCCAGCAAAUAUGAUCAACACCCAGAUAUGUUCAGGCAGGACCUCGAGGUCAUCGAUGCUCUACGAAGGGAUGCUGUCAAUGUUCGAGAGCCGCAUACGAGUGGGAUCAAAAAGAUAGCAGCAUAUGCGGGGCAACUUUCUUGGAUGGGGGGUAAAUUUCCCAUCGAUAUUGGAGUAGACUUCACAUGGUAUCCGGCUCUAGGAUACAACACCGAACGACCCAUUUCCCAGAAUAACCUGAAAUUCGAGUUGGCAAAUGUCCUCUACAACUUGGCAGCUCUAUACUCCCAGCUAGCUAUAUCCUCGAAUCGAAGCACAACUGAAGGCCUCAAGGCAGCGAUCAACUAUUUUUGUCUUGCAGCUGGUGUUAUACUCCACCUCAGAACCGAGACCAUACCUGAGCUACGAGCUACUCCUCCAGAAGAUAUGGACGACUCUACACUCGAAUCUCUACAGCAGCUCAUGUUGGCACAAGCACAAGAAUGCUUCUGGCAGAAAGCAGUGAUGGAUGGAUAUAAGGAUGCUUCUAUCGCCAAGCUCGCAGCUAAGGUGUCUGAUUUCUAUGGUGCUGCUGGAGAUUGGGGUGUGAAGAGCGAAGCUAUAAGCUCUGAGUGGAUACACCAUACGACUGCGAAACAUCAUCACUUUGCUGCUGCUGCACAAUACAGACAAGCAUGUGAUUGUUUGGAGAAGAGAAAGUACGGAGAAGAGGUUGCCAGAUUACGAGACAGUAUUGCUUGUGUAAAUGAAGCUCUGAAGGAGGCUCGGUACCUUAACAAGGUGGUUCUAGGGGAUCUUAAUGGAUUGAAAAACAAGGUUACAGAGGAUUUGAAGAGAGCUGAGAAGGAUAACGAUUUGAUCUACCUCAAUCCCGUACCGCCAAAAUCAGAACUGAAGACCCUUGAACGUGCAAAUAUGGCUAUAGCUAGAGUACCAAAAGAAGUCUCUGACCCGUCAAGCUUCAUCGGUGAUAAAGGAGAAUUUGGUCCACCUCUCUUUGCCAAGUUAGUACCGUUUGCUGUGCAUGUAGCGGCGAGCAUUUACGAGGAGAGAAGAGAUCGUCUUGUCAAUACCAACAUCAUCGACGAGCUAGAGAUUAUGACAACCAAGAUCCAUGAUACCCUACGAUCACUGAAUCUACCAGGAUCCUUACAAGCGCUAGAAAAGCCUCUGGGUCUACCACCCAGUCUCACAUCUCAUGCCGAAGAGAUCAGACAAGCAAAUGCCAUUGACCGGCUGCACCGUUCAUUCUCGGACACAGAAAAGUUAAAAUCUUCGGAUAACGCCAUGUUCGCCGAAGGCUGUGAACUUCUUCAAGCAGAGAAGUCCGAGAACGAGCGUCUGAUGAUGAAAUAUGGAACAGAUCGAUGGAGCCGCCUAGAAUCCACAUCAGCAGCACCAAAAUUCUACGCGCAGGUCGACGAAAUCGGCGGCUAUCUCUCGAGCGCAUCUAAGAGCGACGAAUUGGUAAAAUCCAAAUUCCGAGAAUGCGAAGACAUGCUUCGAAUCCUUUCUUCGUCUGAUCGCGACAUUGGGAACUUCGUCCCGAGUAGUCGCCGGGCUGCUAUCCCUCCCAAACUCGAGGGAGAAGUUUCAAAGUUGCGGAAUAGUCUCAAUGAAGUUUCUCGUUUGGAGUCUCGUCGCCGGAGGAAGAUUGAGGCUUUGAGAGAGAAGGCGAAAAGAGAUGAUAUCAAUCAUGACAUUCUUGCCGAAGCAGCGAGGUUAGAGCGGGAGUAUCCGAGUCAGACCAUUGCUGCUGCUCAGUUUGAGGAUUUCUUCGACAAGCAUCUCGCGAAAUACGAUGCUGACGUAGCGACAUUGAAGACUGAAGCUGAUGAGCAGGAGAAACUUGUUCAACAACUUGAAGUUGCGAAUGCAAGUUUCGUAGGAGCGAGGAAAGGAGACACAAGCUCGAGGGAACGAGAACAAGCGUUGCAGAAACUUGAGAAUGCGUACCUGAAGUAUAAGGAGAUCAUCCAUAAUCUGGAGACGGGGAGGAAGUUCUAUAAUGAUCUGGCGAAGAUUGUGGGCAGAUUCAGAGAUGGUGCGAAGGGAUUCGUGAAUGAGAGGAGAGAGGAGGCUUUGAGGAUGGAGAAGUACACUCCCCUUUCUCACCAUGGAAUUCAUACUGAUUUGAGAGCAGCGACCUCUCCCUCCCACCCCUCUCCUCCCUAUCCCUCCACAAACAAGCCGAACAAGCCCACGCAUCCGCCAUCCCUAGAUCCUACAACUCCCCGACUCCACAACAAUCAUACACCAACUCUCCAAUUCCUCAACCACAGCGCCUAUCUCAGCCACCUCCACCACAACAAUACCGUCCCCCACAACCCAACACCGCGAUCCCGGCUCCGGUCCCGCAGAGAGCUAGUCUAGCCCCGGUCGCGAAUAUGGUGCCGACGACGUGGGAUCCGGCUAUGGGGAUCAAGUUUGGCGGGAAUGGCGGGGCCCCGCAGCAGGGUGGCGGGCAACAAGGACAGGGACAGACGGGAGGGACUUGGGAUCCGAGUAUGGGGAUGAGGUUUGGGUAGUGGAGGGAGGUAUAGUAGGUGAUGAGAAAUGAGGUUAUGAGGUAUGAGUAAUGCAUUCGUGGCGUCGAUCGUUGCUGUCCAUGUUAAGAUCCGUCUCUCGUGUCUAAAUUGUCUUCAUUUUCAGUCUUCCAGAUGUCUUAAGCCUCCGUCCAUUAUUAAGUUUCGCAGCACCACGCAAAUAAAGUUCAGUGGCUCCGUUACUAGCACUGAUGCUUCUUUAUCAUUUUAUUUGUUGCACAUCGCACCACUGCAUUGCUCUUUCCUUUCUUGCAUUUGAGUUUGAGAUGAUGUAUUUCUU